Molecule: messenger RNA, 1698 nt
Organism: Fusarium mangiferae
Lineage: Eukaryota; Fungi; Ascomycota; Sordariomycetes; Hypocreales; Nectriaceae
Exons: 2
Coding region: 1-1698 (565 amino acids)
Source: RefSeq, a predicted model, not a curated record
AUGAUGCAGACAUUCUUAGGUCUCCUGGUCGCGGCAGGUGCUAUGUCCUCUCCAACUCCUCAACCUCCGACAGUCCAUACUCGCAACGGCACGCUCAUAGGUUCCACUACAGAUCAUGUCGAGAACUUCUACGGAAUUCCAUAUGCUCAGCCUCCAGUUGGUAGGCUCCGGCUUCGACAUCCGCAGCCAAUUGGCAAAUCUUAUGGGCGUCUGCACCUACCAGCCAACAUUAGUGAUGUCACUGCCUGUGUCCAAAUGGACCAGGAUCCUUCUUUAACCGAAGGCCUUUCAACGUCUCUGACCGAUGUCCUACAUGGAGUGGGUGGCAAUUUCACAGGCAAGUCCGGAGAAGAUUGUCUCACCAUCAACAUCCAACGCCCAUCCGGUACCUCAGAACAUAAGAGACUACCGGUUCUCCUAUGGAUCUACGGUGGCGGCUGGGAGGUCGGCACUACACAGAUCUACGACGCGUCAGCUAUCAUUGGGAAGAGCGUGGCCAUGAGAGAGCCUGUAAUCUUCGUCGCACCUAACUAUAGAGUCAACGCAUACGGGUUUCUCAAUGGCAAAGAGAUCCAAGAAGCGGGGUUAUCUAACCUCGGUCUCAGGGAUCAACGCAAGGCUCUUGAGUGGGUGGCAGAGAACAUAGAGGCUUUCGGUGGAGACCCAAACAAGGUCACUAUUUGGGGAGAAAGUGCCGGUGCUGCUUCAGUGUUUGAUCAUCUGAUCAUCAAUAACGGCGAUCAUACUUACAAAGGCAAACCACUUUUCCAUGGCGCAAUUAUGAACUCGGGCACGUUCGUCAAUACGGUCGGAACAGCGCAUCCUAAAGCCCAGAAGGUGUUUGACACGUUUGCCUCUAAUUCAGGUUGUAACCCUUCAAAGCUGGGAAAGGCGACAAUUGACUGCCUUCGUCAAACUCCGUCAGCAAAGUACCAAGCCGCGAUGAAUACCCUACCGAACUUCAGUGGCCCAGACAGCAACAACCUAGCAUAUAUCCGCCGGACCGAUAAUUCAAGCUCCUUUUACAGCAACGUUCCACAAGACGCUCUCCGAAGGGGUAAAUACGCCCAUUUGCCGAUUAUUGUCGGCAACUUGGAGGACGAAGCUACGAUCUUUGCAGUAUCUUCUCGAAACCUCAUAAACUCAACUGAAAGCCUAAUUUCAUACUUCACCACCUGGUUCACUGACGCACCGCGGAAGUUGAUUAGCGACUUUAUCGCUACGUACCCGAACCAUCCAAGCGCAGGACUCCCGGCUGGGACAGGUGAUAAAUAUGAGCUAUAUCCCCAGUAUAAACGGAACUCAGCCAUUCAAACAGACGUCACGUUCGAAGGCGGUCGACGUGUCGUUUUGGGCUAUCUGUCCAGGGUUGUACCUACUUGGAGCUAUAUCGGCACCUACCUUCACAAAGACCCAAAGAUUGCACAGUUUGGUACUUACCAUACUUCUGAUCUCGGAACCCAGUUCUUUCUAGAGAACCCGACAGCAGCAAACAAUAUGAACGAAGCCUAUAUUCACUUUGUCAAUUACUUGGAUCCCAAUGGAAGGAAGGGCCGCUUAGGCUGGUGGCCAAGAUGGAGUGAGAAGUGUCAACAACUUGCAAACUUUUCCUCUACUGCAGUUAGUUUGACUGGAGACAAUUACCGAGAGGACAGUAUUAAGUUCUUAGAAAAAUAUAGCUCUCAACUCCUUCAAUGA